Molecule: messenger RNA, 10964 nt
Organism: Paramuricea clavata
Lineage: Eukaryota; Metazoa; Cnidaria; Anthozoa; Malacalcyonacea; Plexauridae
Source: the annotation of a GenBank genome assembly
AUGGACGCUCUCCCUCCGUUUUAUCGAUCUGUGAUGACGGCUUGGUUUGCUCUGGAGCGGAAGUUUGUGGACAAUGAAUACAACAUUUGCGGUCCUCGGCAAUCUGUGGUCACACUUGAAAAGCUCUCGGCAAGUUUCGUCUACGACACCUUGUAUCACCAAUAUCGUAAGCAGCAUCGAUGCGUCGAAAAGUUUGCGAAUUGGGAUCUUCCAGUCGAUUGGUCAAAUGUUUGGUUGUCCCUUCUUCUCUGGCGUUUCAUAAGACCUGUUCGGGAUACUUCCUGGCUGAUUGCGCAUGGUAUUCUUCCCACCGCCGAUCGUUUGCUGCGCUUUGGAAUGCAAGUUGACCCGUUCUGUCACUGUGGCCGAACGGAAUCCCUCAUCCACCUUUUUAUUGAAUGUCCAUUUGCCAUUCAGCUUAUUGAUUGGUAUUUUUCUGUCUAUAAACGUUUCCGACCACAGUCCCAGCGUCCUACUAAAUGUGAUCUUCUUGUUGGUUAUGGCAAAAAGGUAUAGGUACCUCCCGUGUUUCCAUGUUUGUUGGGAAUUAUUCGCCACCACAUUUGGUUAACCAGGAAUAAAGCCAGGUUUGAUAAGGUGAUGCCGCAUUACCCUACGGUUCUAUCAUGUGUCAAGUUCACCUUACGGUGUGUGAUCCGUGUUCGGCAGCGUCAUUGUUUGCCGGCCAAUUUCUCCGAUUUCUGGAUGGCGAGUGGUGUUGUUGGCAUUUCGUCCGCUGGGGACGUUAUCGUUUUUGCGGCGGAGUUUCGUCUAAAUGUUUCUCGGAGGCGCGGCGGUAGCCUUCAUUGGUUGCUGCUGCCGUUGUCUUUUGAGAAUUGUUUGUAUCUAUCUAUCUCUCUGGACACGAGGAUCGCCUUCAUUGGUGUUGUCGUCGUUGUCCUUUUGAGUUGUGUUAGUGGUUCUCUGCCUUCAUUGGCUCGGUAGUCGCCUUUGUUGCUACUGCCGUCGUCUUUACGGUUUGUCUGGUUUGUUUAUCUUUCCAUAUGAAUUCGUACUCUUGUCUGUCAAUGUUUCCAAACUUCGGCCUUUUUGGCUGGUGUUUAUCGUUUUGACUUGUACUUUUGUCGUUUUAAUGGUGUCAUUUCGCUAUUAUGUCAUGUGGCUUGUAAUGUUGUUUUAUUUUGUUUGUGGUAUUAAUAGGCGCAGUAGUCUCCUUUAUUGGUGUACUGCUGUGGCCUCCUUUUUGAAUUAAUGUUGACAGGUAUCUGGUAGACUCGGGGGUUGUUCAUGAUGAUUCAAACAAACAUCGUUCCCGUCCAUCCACUAUCAUAGGACUAGGGAUCCCUGGGCAUGAAGAUGCUCAGCAUCUGAUUGUUCAGGUCAUUCAUGGUUGUCUCAUGGCACGGGGGAGAGGGUCGUACUCUCUGUUGGUUUGCUUGCUGUGUAGCAACCCCCUGGGUGCGGCAAUUUCACGGGCUCAGCCUGAGGUUCCAUUGCACCGUCGGGACCAGAUCAGCAAUGAUCAAAGCCUUUCGUCGUUCAACUCAAAAUAAAACUAAUAACAUGACUAGUCGGGAAAUUAGCAAUUAAAUUGCCCUUCGCCUUGGGAAGAUUUGUGAAAGUCCUCUUUCACAAAUCUUCCCUCGGCGUCGGGCAAUUUAAUCGCCAAUUUCUCUCUAUAGUCAUGUUAUUACUUAUAAAUAAUGAAAGCGGUCCGCUUUCAUACAAAUAUAGCUGCUUAUACAGUCAGUAUAAUCUAGUGUAGACUGCAGACAAAGUAUAAAAUGCAGAAUAUAGGUCUAAGUUGCAGACUGAAAUUACAGACUUGGUAUAAAAUGCAGACUAUAUAUUGAAUAAAUAUGAGUAUAUCGAUCGUUAGAAAAUAUAUAGCCUUCAAUUGACCACUUCCGUAAUAUAGACUAAAUUUUGAUCUAAACAAGUCUAGACAAAAAUUUCAUCACAGCUUGAAAGAGCAUCACAAAAUUAGUAAUAUUCCAAAGUUUCGUUGCGAAAUGUUGUAAAAUACGGAUAAUAUAGCCUUGCGAAGUUUGCAAUUUUCAGUCAUUUUAGAUACAAACGGGAAAUUGACAGCCACAAACCCUUUGACCACUGACCACAUGCAGAAUUAAAAACAACAUGGUUACAUGGCGGAUCAAAAUCACGAGCUCGUGUCUUGUUUUUAAUUCGGCAAGUUGCACGCAUGCGCAAAUUUUCCUAUUCAGGCGCACUUGUCGUUUGCUCGCCGCACACGACAAUUUUUUUGUCACGAAUGACGAAAAAUAUCAAACAUGUUUGAUAUUUGGUUUACAUGUCACGAAUGACGAAAAUGCCGUAAAUGUUGCCCGCACACGAGGAAAUUUUGUCGAUCCAACUUGUCACGAAUAACAAGUACGCGCGACAAGUGCGCUCGUGUGCGGCGGGCUUUAAGGAGACGUUUUGGUAUAGGCAGGAAUAAAUUAACAGACCUUUGACUUUUUAGUCUGCAUUUUAUACCUAUAGUCUGCAUUUUAUACCUAGUCUGAAAUUAUAGUCUGCAAUUUACACCUAUUCUGCACUUUUAGUACUCUUGGUCUGCACUGCAGCCUAGAUUAUGCUGACCGGCUGCUAAUACGUUUUGUAAGGCUAUUUUAAAAUUAAAUUAAAAAGGCUUAUGCUAGGAUUGCUAUAGCGCUUGAUGCUUACGCCUAUAUGCUUGGGUUGAAUGGCUUAAAUAUUCAAGACAAAAUAACUAAGUAUGUCUUAUGUAAUAAUUUAAUUAGGUUUUUCUAUAACCAGAUAAAAUUGGAGCAGAGCACGUGUGUUAUUUCAUUUGAUUUGUUGCAGGGAGGGCGAGAAAGUCCCUACGGCUACACAUAUUGGCCAUUCAUAUCUUAAAAUUGAUAUUUAUUUUAUGAUUGUUUCCUAGAUGUUAGAUAAUGUAAGUCAGAAGAACAUCUGUCGUUGUGAAUAAAAAUUGAAUUUGAAAUGUUUUAAUAUUUAUACGAAUGUUGCAAAUCUACAGAACAUAAUUUGUAAGCGCCCCCGGAUUGUUUACUCUAUACAUCGAUUGUUGAGUCACGUAAUGACGUAAUGCCUUGCACCCCAUAACAAUAGUCGUCAACUUUGCACUAAAAACUGAGCCUCAAUGCCACAAUUGUAUAUGGCGGUACACCCGAAGCAAAUUGGCUAUACUUGCUGCUGACCGGGUACCAAAAUGCCGUCAUACGGUUGAAAUCUCGGAUGGGUUUUGACGCGCUUUCUCCUCCCCAAGAAACAGUGACGGCAUCCACAGUCUUACAUUCAUGAUUUAGACUCAUGGAUACCAAGGAUAUGUAAUCAGCUAACGAUGAAUGCUUAACUAUAAUUAUUAAUAAAAAUACACUCGGUAUAUUUAUUCGAACUAUACUUCUUUAAGACUUCUAUAUACAAUAUAGGGAAAUGAUCGUGGCUGCUUGUUAAAUGUGCAGUCCACAGCAUUUGCAGUCUCAUGCUUUCGAGUAUCUCUGUGCAGGGGUGCACAUCCCAAAUUUUUUUAGGGCGGGGUGUAAAAUAUUUCGGGACCGACUUUUUACGUUUGAAAGCGACGCGUAUAUCUAGGGGGAAUCGUAUUGACCUUCCAAUCUUCGAAAUGGCAUUUCUUUAGUGUGCCGAGCCAUUUGCGAUCAAUAUUUCUGUCCAUGAUUACGUUUAUAUAUCUCUGUGAUACUUGAGAGGUGAUUGUAUAAAAGGUGCAAAGGUCGAAAAAAUUUUGCAAAAUUGAAGUCUCUAGAUCGUUGAAAAUGCUUUUUUCAGAGUCUCAUUUACCUCUUUCGAUUGGUCCUUUUCACAAACUAAAUUGGUACACCAACUCGGUAUAUAUGGAGCACAGAAACGAUGCUGAUUCAAAUAGUGUUGGCAAUAAGCAUUUUAUAACCUUUCAAAAUUUAUUAAUUUAUUUGGAGACGGAAUGGAAACAACCAGUUUGCGUAAUGUUUAUACCGGACGAUCGGAACCGACAAAAUUGUCCGUUUGGGACCGACUUUUUGGACAUUUCGCAAAAUUAUGGGGAGUGUAACACCCCCCACACCCCUCUAAUGUGCGCCACUGACUCUGCGAUAAACGCAAGAAUUGUAAGUUCUGUGUUGAUUGUAAAACUAUCAGAGUUAUUGACAAAAAUUGGUCCCAAAACAAACACUAAUUGGUGAUGUGCGAUGUACAUACAGUUAAAAUUUAAUCGCAUUUUUUCCUCAAUAUUUUUUGACCAAAAACAAUUUUGACCAAAUUUCAAUAUUGAUGAAAGACUGUGUAUUUCUUGAAAUGUUAGCGCACUUACUCUUAAUAUUUACUUUGACCAACAACAAAACAUUUUGACCAUUGAGAUAUGUCAUAGAGGUUUCCACAUGCCAGCUGAAACGUACCAGUUGCAUAAUAACCGAAUGUCAACAAAAGCUUUAUGUCCGCAGGAAUUUGGAUUACCUCGUUCAUUGUGACCAGAUAUAGUGGCCCUAUUAUGUUUAAGAUCUCCCGGAAUCCUUCCUUUGUUAAUCUAAAUCGGAAUUGCUCCCCAUCAUACAUUUCAUAGUUGAAAUUUUAAAUUCUAUUUCGGUUUCAAUGAUUGGGUGGAAUAUUAUCCAAAUGUUGUAAUCUGUUAAGCCAUACAUUCGCCAUGUUGUUCAUCACAACUUCACGUGAGAAUGGUUCAAGGGAGGUAUACCCUACGCUCAAACUCCACUCAAACUCCACUCAAACUCGACCUCUAUUUCAAGGGUGAGUGCCGUUUGUGAAUGUUCCGAAGGCGAGUGUCGUUUCCCACUCAUUGAGAGUCAUCACAGACUCAUUGAGUACUGAGUUACACUUAGUGAGAAAGAGGUGCCACUCUUUGAGUGUUGAGUGCGCUUUUAGGAUACAGGCGUUAGAGUAUGUACAAUCUAAAGACAGCUACCACAGAUUUGUAACAACCCCCAAAUACAGUAUUAUACUAAAGUAGUAUAUUUCUUGUCUUAUUCUUUACUGCAUGGUCAAUCUAAUCAAAAUGUUACAAUUUAAUGAAUGGAUAAAGGCGUAGGGAAAAGCAGACGGCUGAUUACGGUUACUAGAACUUGCUUCAAUGACUUUACAAAUGUGGCCCUUAAACGCUAAAGCCUGAUCACACUGAUAGCUCUAAUCCGCCCCUGAUUCAGCUGUUUCUAGCUGCUCAUUGUCAGUUAAUCAAGAAUUGUGCUUUUAUGUAAAAAGAGGGACAAUUUUUAAUGAAAAUGCUAAGACAUGCUGAAAAUAACAAAAAUAAGCUGAACAAUAAUAAAAAUAUGCUGAAUAAUAUUUAAAAUACGCUGAAAAUAAUGCGAAAAAUAAUUAAUAAUAUCGUACUUAUAUAAUUUUGGCGGAUAUGGCACCCCAUAGAUGCGAUGGUCGGCUACCAUUGCAAGAAACAAACUUUUUGUUAAGUGAAGAGUGCAAGAAAUAAACGUUUAUGUUUCUUGUUUAUGAUCGGCGAUGUUUCUCGCUCAGUCGCUCGCCUGCGAUGUAAUUUAUGCCCAUUUUCCACUCCGUUAUUUCGCCGCCGCUGGCGAAAAAUUUUGACAAAGAAAUCAUUUUUUUACAUUCAUUCGCCGCCGAAGAAAUCUGUUCUCCUGCUACAGUUGCUUAAAAUUUUCAAGUUGUGUUUGACCUUUCGUUGACGGCGCGAAAGAACAACAAAUGAACUUUUUCGGUGGCGAAAUUUUUCGCCAGCGGCGGCGAAAUACGUGAGUGGAAAACGGGCUUUAUACAUGUUGUAAUUUGUCGCUGACGUCGCACAACGGUCAUCGCCGACUAUCAGCCGACAUAUGAGAACUACAAGUUACUGCACUUAAGGUGGCUCUAUACAGUUUUUAAAAAUGGAAAUUUCAUGAUUCAGAUCCGUAUUUUUGGACAAUUAUUGCUUGUUGAAAAACAAAAUUAUUUUGACAAUUUUAAGAAAAUCUGUUGAGCCAAAAUGUUUCAAAUUACGUAAAUGUGAUUAUUCAUAAUUUUUUUUGCUCAACAGAAUUUUUUUGAAAUUGUCAAAAUAAUUGAGUUUUCUAAAAGAAAUCAUUUUAUGAAAUAAAAUUCAGGGGUCACCGAUGUCGUUUUCAAGUUAAACUACUUUAAAGCCAGACUAUCCACCAUCUUGAAACGUCAUUGUUGCCAUAGCAACGGCAGUUGCGUAACUUUCGUGAAAAAAUCGAACCUCAGUAUUAAGCCGGUUUUCCACUAGGCGGAAUUUUGCGCGCGGAGCGGAAAUUUUCUUUGUCUUGUGAUUUCUCGGGUGGAACUAAUUAGAAAAGACAAAGAAAGAUUCCGCUCCGCGCGCAAAAUUCCGCCUAGUGGAAAACCGGCUUUAGAUGUUGUUUUACAUCACUGCACCGGAUAGCUUUCCGCAGCGACGUGAAAAAACACCUAUCCGUACCUUUUAGGAACGCUAUUUUCAGCGGAGCGAUGUUGUUUCGCUCAGCUUUUGAAAGUUGUACAUUCCGUAUCGGAUAGGUGCUUUUUCAUGGCGCUACGGAAAGCUAUCCGGAUAGUGUAACUGUAAACGUAGCCUUUUAAUGUUUCAUAUCAAAUCAAUUUUGCAAUAGGUGGUACAUUCAUACGAAGCAUAUGGCGUAUCAGAACACUGUGUCACAAACCCGUAUGGUUCAUUCUGGAACAUGCCAGCUGAUAGGAAUUCUCGAAAGAGGAAUCUAAUAGUGAGCUUCACCGAUAAAUAUGGGACGUAUUCUAACCAAAAAUUGCUAGUUUUGAAAGCAAUUGAUCAAAUUGCCGCUAAAACAAACUUCUACAGCGUACGAGAGGAUACCUGCAACCUACUGCAUAAGUUGGCAGAAGAGCUGAAUGAAGAGGGGGUUUGGAAGUACGUCACAAGUUUGAAUGUUCUCAAGGAAUACGAUGAUCUUGUUAUAACAGCUGAUAACGCCCUCACAUACAUCAACGAAGAAUACACAUUCCAGUCUCAUUACAUGCACAAAAAACAGAAAGUUCGCUUAGUCAUAACACUGAAGUCGAUGGAAAUAGCGAAUGGGCUGACAUGUAAUAAAUCAUGUGACAACCAAGGCAGUUGUAGAACGCAACCGUAUUCAUCUGCGCAAUACUGCCAGUGCAAACCAUAUUUUCAAGGUAUGUAAAACACCACAUUACAAACACUAAAACAACAAAGGAAGGGACGAUCCCACUGGACGAUCCGCACUUUGACCUUGUUUGGUUACCACUCUGCUCCGGAGAAGCUUCCUAGUAUGAUAUGGCGCAGGGAUCAGUAUAAGGAUGCGUAGGAAUCAGCGUAGGGUUAGCACGCGCGGAAGAUGGAAUAUUGAAAGUUAUAGUAGCUCAUUACAACACCGCGGGAAAAAGUCUGCGCAUGCGCGUGUACUAGAAACGUGUAGUUUAGACAUUAUUAAAAAACGCAUUAAUAAUUCAGGAGGAAAACACAAAGAAAAAUCAUAAGCGUGUAGUAUCUUUAUAUGUGAUAAAAAAUCAUGUUAAUUUACUUAAACUUUAGCUUUGAUUUUCUCGGUUUAGACAAAGUUUAUUUUAAAAAUUACUUCGCCAAUGAACUCGUAUAAGAUGAGUCGUUUUUGAAGCCAUUUAAAGCACUUGUAGUCGUGUUUUAUCACAUAUAAAACACUCCGCUACGCGUCGUGUUUUAUAUCUGAUAAAACACUCCUACGCGUGCUUUAAAUAGUACAUAAAAGUAUAAAAGCGUGUACUAACAUACCUAAUUUUAAGAAUUUUUUAUCAUUGCACAUUUUUAUGCAAAGUUUAGCCGAGCAGAAACACGUCCUGACAAUUUCUGAACACACCUUUAUAAUGUGUAACAACAAAACAGGCUACAAUUGAUAUUCAAAAAUGUCAAAACGAACAUACUCUGCACAGUACCCAGGGAAAUUUUGGGGACAAAGACAAACUUUGACUCGUUGGCCUGCGUGAUUCCAUCUUCUAACACUAUGAUUUAAUAGGGGGUCCGGGUGCAUUUCCCCUCGGAAAAAUUUUGAAAUCUGAGGUGCCAGAAAUGGCCAAAUCCUGCAUUCUGGAAGUCUAGUUGACAGUUAUGUCUAUGUAUAUUUCACUGUAAUUCUUUAUUUGCGUCCCCCUUUUAACUGGAUCCCAGGGCAAAAUGCCCCUUCUGGGCGGCAUUGACAGCACGUCAGCACCUGCAGUUACAACUAUUUAUGACAGCAUAUAGUUUUAUAAUCACAUGAAGAAAAUAAAUAUUUUCGUCCUGGCAAAUGAAAGGCGGCUUAGGCGUGACAAUCCUCUAGAGGAGUUCCAGGGGCAUGCAUCCACAGAAAAUUUUGUAAUCUAUAUAUAUAUGUUCGAUCUAAUUUACAGGCCCCUCUACGUAAUCAGAAGUGUGAAGCUCAAUGAGCAUAUUCACUACAACGCUCAGUGCAUUUCAGUGCAUUUCGGUGCAUUUCAGUGCAUUUGACCACCCUGCACUAAACAUACGGGAAAGGCCAAUGAAAUAUGCGAGCAACAUUUUCAGCACAUGCAUUUUCAUGAAAAGCAUUUUAUCUUCAUAGGCGACAAAUGCGAAGAGCAUACUGAAGCCCAAUUGGCAAAGACCAUGGAUUCUUUGUUAGAAAAAACAUUGAAUCUUCCCAAGUUGAGCGACAUCGCUUACGAUAUAAAGGACAUGCGCGAGUAUGUUGGCAUUAACUUCGGUGAAGUCCGGUCAGCAAUCGGUGAACUUGAAGCUGUUUUUAAAAAGGCCAUUGAUAGUAUCACCCGCAUGUUGACAGAUCAGUUCCAGUGGUCAAACUUAAUCACACUCUACAACGAAGAAAUCCGAGAGAUUGAGUAUUACUCAAAUCGCUUUCAGCAACUGCCGAAGCUUCACCCAAACACACGCGUCAUGGAAGGGAAGCAGUUAGCAACUGCCGUUCUUGCGGAGAAUGGUGUUAAAAAAUGGUUGUUCGAGGUCAAUUUCCUAUUUAUUGGAAGGACUGGGUCACCUUUAGUUAAGCAUGAACCUCUUAUGCUAGUCUUCAUGAACAGGUAAGGAAAAUCUUAGGGGCUAUUUACAUGAGCCCUGCAUGUCCUUUACCAAUAAUGAGAAUAAAUUAAAUUAUAUGUUUAAAUUAACUCAAAUCAAUGAAAUUACUUUUGACAGGUACAAGUCUUUAGCAUGCACUCCUGCAUAUAAAGCUGCUGUUGAUAACACCUGGCGCCAGUUAGUACUUCUUCAACAAAUGGGAUUUGUUGUCUGGGUACAAGCUCUCCAAAUUAUGGGCAGACCAACUGAACAGGUUGCGCAACUAUAUGAUGCCCAAACAAAUACACAAGUAAGGAUGUAGCUUCCCAUAUUAUUAAACGUGGUUUACAAUAACUGUUUCUCUCCUUGAAAGAAAUCGAAAUCAUAAUGGUUGUACAAUACCAGUCGAGUCCAGAGUUCAAUAUAAUUCUGAAAAUUUAGUCGGACAUGAUCGGACACUAAUUACUCGUGCCAGGCCUUUGGCCGCACAAGUAUAAGGGUUAUAAGUUCCUUUCCCCUCGCGCAGCUUUAUUUCUCUUAGAGACGUGAUAAUGUGCCUAGUUGUGAGGACUAAAUUUUCGCCUUUUACUUUGAUAAAACUAAGUGUUUAACACUUGAUUUAAUAUUUUUUUCAGGUCUCCACAUUAAACCAAAAGACAUGCGAGUACAGUAUUGCUAAUUCAGACAAUGUGCAAUGCACCGGAGGCAGGUAUUUAUAUCCAGCUAUGAAAAUCAUGAACCAGUGCAAAGCGAAUUACUACAUAACAGGAACGAAAGAAACUACAUGUGUCAAGAAAGAGUCUGCAGAUGCAGCCCAUGCAGCUGCAACGCAGCUGGCUCUAAUGGUACGGAAUGUUCCGAUAUAUCCGGACAGUGCAGUUGCAAGUCGGAUUUUUAUGGCAACAAGUGUCAGAAUCGAGAUUGUGUAUGGGGACAUUGGUCUGACUACUCUUCCUGUAACAAGGGUUGUGACUAUGGGGGUACCAAGACGAGAACUAGGCCACACCAAGUGACAAAACAAGGACAAGGUACAUCAUGUAGUGGGUCAAAUACGGAAACUACGAGCUGCUUUAACGAAUGCUGUGAUAAUCAAUUUCAUUGUUCAAACAAGCAAAAAUGCAUACCCUUUAGUCACAAAUGUAACUACAAUAAUGACUGCGGUGACAACCAAGAUGAAGCGUCAUGCAGCGAACAUUGCUGGGAUGAAUAUACGCCCUGGGAUUAUGGAGGAAAAGGUGAUAUGGUUUACUUGGACCGUCAUAGACUCACGUGUGGAGGUAUUGGCGGCCUUAAAAUGUUUCAUUUGCAACGAAAGGGAGGAAAUAUAAGAUACGAGUAUAUCUGCUGUGCUCUUACCUCCAAUGUUUGCACUAACACCAGGAUAUGGAAUAGAUUCACCGAUGAUGGCGAAGGUGAUACGGUCUACUUGGACCGACAAACGAUCUCAUGUGGAAACCACGGUUAUAUCAACGGCUUUUGGCUGGUAAGAAACCGCGAGCAUGACUAUAUUAGAUACAGCUAUGAUUGCUGCAAUUUGAAUGAUCACCAACAUCGUGCAAGAACAUCGUGUUACACAUCUCUUACUAGCUUCACUGAUGAUGGUGACGGCAUAACUUAUUAUCUUGACAGGCAAAGAGUUCAGUGUGAUCAUAGGUACUUUUUUACCAAUAUCCACCUGGAGAGGAACGGCGAACAUGAUCAUUGGAGAUAUCGGUAUACUUGUUGUAAAAUUAAAGCUUAGAUCGUAGAAAAUAACAUUUGAACAGAACCCACAACUAUGCCUUUCACUUGACCGCUUUAUUUCUGUUUUGUAAUGCUUUAUAAUCGCUUUUCGUACAUGACAAUGUAAUUUUAGAAAUUUCUACAGUCACAAGCAUUGCUUGUAGCGUAAUCCACAUAAUUAUGUUAAUUAUGCAUUUAUAUAUGUAUGUAUAAAUCUUUAUUAAAAUAUUAAAAGCAACACCUCACAACAAACGUGCGGGCUUACAAUUUGCACUUACUUAUCAAUAAUUAUUAUACUAAUUACUAUAUUAGUAUUGAUAUUAUUCAUUAAUAGAGC